This is a messenger RNA of Stomoxys calcitrans (stable fly), 2247 nucleotides long. RefSeq lists its product as uncharacterized. NCBI's taxonomy places the organism in Eukaryota, Metazoa, Arthropoda, Insecta, Diptera, Muscidae. The coding region runs from base 128 to 1405 and encodes 425 amino acids. The record is from RefSeq and is a predicted model, not a curated record. The transcript has 3 exons.
UGUUGUUUCAGUUGAGGUCGCGUCUUAAGAUUGUAUACACAUAGAUUGUUUUCUUACGAGUACAGCUGUCACGAAUUUGGUUGUUUUUGUUUAAUUUAUGAUUAACGUUUUUAAAAAUUGCUAAACAAUGAGUGAUAAUAAUAACAAUACAGAUAAAUCGGUGAAAUCUGCGAUCCCCAAAUGGAUAGAAGCGAAAUUAUUUGAAGAUGCCUUAAAGGAGGCGGAACCACAAUUUCAAAGUAUAGAAGAAUUUAAGAUUGAACCAGCAUUAGCUCCAGGAGAAAAUUACAUCAGUCUUAUGCUCAAGGCGGAAUUUGUAAUUAAGCUUAAAGAUGACUCUGUGAAGGCAGUAAGUUUCAUGUUGAAAGUAUGCAAUGACUCUGAAGUUUUACGUAAAAUGACAAAGGAGCACAAUGUAUUUGAUAUCGAAGCAGGAAUGUAUCGCGAUGUCGUUCCUGAGUUGGAGCAGAUUUUACGCAGUGCGGGAAUCAAUGCAAGAUUUGGAGCUCGAACAUAUUCUUUGCCAACAGAAGAAUCUUAUAUAUUGUUGGAAAAUUUAAAAGAGUAUGGCUUUAGUAAUACCAAUCGUUUGGAAGGAUUAGACAUGCCACACAUUCAAAGUGUUCUCAAAAAAUUGGCCCAAUGGCAUGCUGCUUCUGCCUUCAGAGUUGUCACUAAGGGCAAAUAUGCGGAUGCAUAUUCCAAAGGAUAUUUGAAACCCGAAUCUUAUGAAAUGUUUAAGGAAAUGUACAACAAUGUUGCCCCCAUAAUAUUAGAUUGUAUUAGACAAUACUCCAACUUCGAUGUUUACUAUGACCAAAUUUCAAAAUUAAUGCCUCAAAUGACAGAUGAGCUAUUUAAGGCGGUUGGCAUAGGUGCCAAAGAGGACGAUGAAGAAUUUAAGGUUCUUAACCAUGGCGACGCAUGGUCGAACAACAUCAUGUUCCAAUAUGAUGAGGAAAGCGGUGAUAUUAGUGAGACCUAUUUGGUUGAUUACCAGAUACCACUCUUCACCUCACCGGCACAGGAUUUAUGGUACCUCAUUAUGACAUCCUGCAAAUAUGAGAUAAAACUAGCCAAGUUUGAAGAGAUGAUUGCUUUUUAUCACAAGCAUUUGGAUAAAUAUCUGCGAAUACUAAAGUACCCCAAGAAGAUACCAACCCUAAAGGAUUUGCAUUGUAUGUUGCUCAAACAAGGAGUUUGGGCAUUUUCGACUGCUAUGAACGUGAUGGCCAUAGUAUUGUGUGAUCGCACUGAAGAUGCCAACAUGGAUAAUUUCAUAUCUGAGACCGAGUCGGGUUUAGCAUUCAAGAAGCUAAUGUAUACUAAUGCCCGAUAUCGUAAACAUAUGGAGGCAAUUUUACCAUGGCUAUUAAACCGAGGCCUACUUGAAUGUACACAAUAGAGAUUUGCAUACCCUACACCGACACUGUGUUUCAGGGUAUUAUAGCUAUGAGCAUUUUUUUGCAAUGCUAACAAGGAGAUGAGCUAAACCCAUUGUUAGGUAUACCGAUUGGUUAAGAAUCACUUUUUGAUUCGAUUUAGUUAUGUCCGUCAGUCUGUCCAUAAUCUAUCUGUCCAUGUAUACUUGUGAUCAAGGUACAGCUCGUUGUUGUUCGAUUUUCUGGUUAGGGCAGAAUUUUAUUGAUUUGGAAACAAAUCGGUUCUGAUUUAGAAAUAGCUCCCAUAUACAUAUAUAUUUCAUCCAAUAUGGUCUUUCAAGGAUGUAACAGCUUCAAUUUUUGUCCAAACCUUAUGCAAAUAUUUUGCACAAGACGUUCUGUUCAACGUCCCAACAUAGCCGCCAACAGGCUCGUAUCCAAGACUUAAUUUCGGGAGGGACCGCCCUCACUGUGGCCACAAAUCGAAAAAAAUUGCUGCCCAAGCCCUCGAUAUGGAUGAGACUGCAGUAGUCAAAAUUUUGGUCCAACUUUACAACAUUUUGCAUGAGGUGCUUUAUUUGAAUUACAUGAUUUCAUCCAAAAUUGGUUUCAGAUAUUCAUAUAGCUCAGCUAUAUAUUUUUUAGCCGAUACGCCCUUUUAAGAAUGCAAUAGCCACAAUUAUCUUUGAUCGUACAAAAUCAGUUUUGUUCGAUAUUUUAAGAGCUAUACACAAUUUAAGUCUGACCCGAUUUAGACAUAGUCGUGUAAUAAUAGUAGUCGGUAGAACGGUGGUGUAGGGUAUUUUAAAGUCAGAUGAAAUGUUAUUACUUCUGUUUAAAUAAAUAUGUACACUUUUGUCAUUAA